Camponotus floridanus (Florida carpenter ant) is the source of this 652-nucleotide messenger RNA. RefSeq names its product ejaculatory bulb-specific protein 3. The transcript has 2 exons. Lineage: Eukaryota; Metazoa; Arthropoda; Insecta; Hymenoptera; Formicidae. The record is from RefSeq and is a predicted model, not a curated record. Bases 52 to 417 code for a protein of 121 amino acids.
GAAUCGAUAAUCAGUUUCGCGCGGUACGAAUUUCUAAUAAAACCAAAAAAUAUGGAUAAAUCGAGUCUCUGCUUGCUGGCUCUCGGCGUACUGGCGAUUGUCAUCGCCGAGGAAAUGUAUUCGGACAUGUUCGAUCACAUCAAUCCCGAUGAUAUCUUGCCCAACGAUGAGCUACGAGAUCAGUAUUAUAACUGCUUUAUGGAUACUGGCCCAUGCGUAACAGAGGAUCAGAAAUAUUUCAAGCAGCAUGCUGCCGAGGCAUUCGCGACAAAAUGUCGAAAAUGCACGGAAACGCAAAAGAAGAACGUGGAGAAGAUAGUCGUGUGGUACACCGAGAAUCGUCCUCAGGAGUGGCAGGCGAUGGUGCAAAAACUCAUGGACGACGCGAAGAAGUUGAACAUCCCUUUUACUCGUUGAAACCUAUUGACUGGACGGAUCCUGACAUAUUAGCGCAUAUUUCGAUCUUGUACAUUUAAUUACCUAUAAGUGAACAAAAAAUUAAGAGAAGAGCUAUCUUGCAUCAUGUGUAGUUUUCGAGGUUUACAUAGCUGUAAUAUAUGAUACGAGCACACGUAGGCGAAAGCAAAAUGCAGUUUAGCAGUGUACACGCACAAUUUUAACCGACAAUAAAAGCCACUUGGUGAAAAUUGGA